AUGAACCACGGGCCGUGCGGUGCUUUCAACAUGACAUUACCAUGCAUGGAAAAUGGAAAAUGUAAGAAAAAUUUCCCAAAGCCGCAUACGAAUGACACUAUCACGGAUAUUGACGGUUAUCCAAUGUAUCGACGCAGAAAUACUGAGAAUGGUGGCCACACAUUCACGAUGCGACUGCCGAAUUCUACAAAUCAAGUAGAAUUUGAUAAUCGGUGGGUGGUACCAUACUCACCAUUACUUUCAAAAACUUAUGAGGCUCAUAUCAAUGUCGAGCUUUGCAGUUCUGUAAAAUCAAUUAGGUACAUUUGUAAAUAUGUAAAUAAAGGCAGUGAUUUGGCCAUGUUUGGAGUACAAAAUGUAAAUGAAAAUGACGAAAUUACACGAUACCAAAUGGGUAGAUACAUCAGCAGCAACGAAGCUAUUUGGCAUAUUCUUAGCUUUUCCAUACACGAAAGAGACCCUGCUGUCCAGCAUCUAGCAAUACAUCUUGAAAACGGUCAACGUGUAUACUUCACUGAAGAAAAUGUUCUCCAAAGAGCGCUUGAGGCUCCAAAAACGACACUAACUGAGUUUUUUACAUUGUGUCAAAGAUCUGACAUUUUUGGCCAAUUCGCAAAGACAUUGAUAUAUACUGAUGUUCCACGUUAUUUCACAUGGAACAAAUCUGGUAAAAAAUGGGUGCCACGAAAACAAGGAAAACCACAUCCUUCCGUUACAGGCAUAUUCAAAGCUAAGACAUUGGGGCGACUUUACACGGUAAAUCCAAAGCAACGUGAGUGCUUCUAUUUACGUUUAUUAUUGGUGAAUGUUCCCGGACCAACGUCUUUUGAAUUUCUGCGAACAGUCAACGGCCGAGUAUUCAAUACAUACCAAGAUGCAUGUCGUGAACUGCAAUUGCUAGAAGACGAUAACCAUUGGGACUUAACGCUUGCUGAUGCUGCGUUGACAUCAACGCCCAAUAACAUUCGUCAGCUGUUUGCAAUUAUUUUGACGACAUGUUAUCCAUCACAAGCACACACUUUGUGGGAAAAAUAUAAAAAUUGUAUGACAGAAGACAUAUUGCACCGAUUAGACAAACAGAUCAAUGCCAAAACAUAG
Nylanderia fulva is the source of this 1098-nucleotide messenger RNA. RefSeq lists its product as uncharacterized. The record is from RefSeq and is a predicted model, not a curated record. NCBI's taxonomy places the organism in Eukaryota, Metazoa, Arthropoda, Insecta, Hymenoptera, Formicidae.